Messenger RNA from Diachasmimorpha longicaudata, 975 nucleotides. RefSeq names its product death-associated protein 1. The transcript has 3 exons. Gene Ontology annotation, molecular function: death domain binding. Lineage: Eukaryota; Metazoa; Arthropoda; Insecta; Hymenoptera; Braconidae. The record is from RefSeq and is a predicted model, not a curated record. Gene Ontology annotation, biological process: negative regulation of autophagy; cellular response to amino acid starvation; apoptotic signaling pathway. The coding region runs from base 154 to 462 and encodes 102 amino acids.
UGAAAGUUUAGACACCGAAAAGCAAUUGGCGGCUGUUAUGAUACACCGUAUUCGCCUCCUACUGCGUCAUUACACUAAUAUCUGUUGAUUGUGAGAGUACGCGUUUAUCGUAGCAUAUUGUUGUUGAGUGAUUGAAUUUUACUGUUGAAAAAAAUGUCGAGCUUGGAAGAGUGUAAACUCAAGGCUGGCCACCCGCCAGCAGUAAAGGCUGGAGGAAUGAGAAUAACCCAGCACAAGGUACCGAAGGAGGACCGUGAGACGAAGCCGAGCAAGGACAGUGAGGACAACAAGCCAUUGGGCAGUCCUCCAAAAACCGUAAUGAUCAGUGGAGCGCCUUCCAGGGGUAACGCUGAUUUUCCCCCAGAGGCUGUGCAGCAUUUCCACGAAAAACCAGUUCCAACUCAUGACGAUCGUCCUAUGCAUACUUCCAGGCCCAUCCACAUCCAACAGCCGAGAAAGUAGAGUUUUAUAUACACACGAUUGUCCAAGAUGUUAUCGAUUUGAUAUAGGCUUUCUUUUCUUUUUAUAUAAAAAUGAAUUCAAUAAUAAAUCUUGAGAGUAUUUAAUAAAGGAUAGGGCAUCGACAAAUUCAUGGCGGAAAUGGUCGAUAUAAUGUUAAUGAUUCAGUAGACUGAAUCAUCCAACUCACGUUAUCAUUGUGUACUUGAGGUAAGAAGAGUAUGUGAAAUUUGUUCUUCAAGUGUCAUUCUGAUAUUCUGAUAUAUUAUUUUAUGGCAGUAUCAUACGUACUUUCACUUCUCGUUGAAAACUUCCAAUUUUUAUUUCGUUUCCUGAUAUCGUUCAGGACCAUGAAGCAUUUUUUUCUGUUUAUUAUUCCAUUAAAAACAGAGAUAACUUGAUUGCAGGUAGAAACAGUGACUUUCAAUGUUGGAAAGUGAAAGAGGUUUAUUUUGGUAAUGGGAUUAUUCUAUGAAAUAUUGUGAGAGAAAUAUUAAUAAAUAUGUAUAAACAAAA